Molecule: messenger RNA, 372 nt
Organism: Hibiscus syriacus
Lineage: Eukaryota; Viridiplantae; Streptophyta; Magnoliopsida; Malvales; Malvaceae
Exons: 2
Coding region: 55-372 (105 amino acids)
Source: RefSeq, a predicted model, not a curated record
AUUCCAUUUCCAGUCAAGUUUUCUUUUAAGCCCAUUAAAGAAACUUGAGAGCUAAUGGCUUCUUCCGGUUCCAAUACUGCUCAACAAGGCCUCCUCUUGGUAGCAGUAGCUGCCUCUCUUUUGGCAGUCACUCAGGCUGCAACCGUGGUGGUUGGAGGCACUGAUCACUGGCGCUAUGGUUACAACUAUACGGAGUGGGCAGCCAACACUGCACCAUUCUACUUUGAGGACACCCUAGUGUUCAAGUAUAAGAAUACUCAAGCUCACAGCGUUUACUUGCUGCCAAACUUGGGGGAGUCUGCGAUUUCAGUAAAGCAAAGCUUUUGGGUAAUCCAAGUGAAGGGCAAGGUGGUGGCCUCACAUUUGAGUUGA